GUACUGGCAGCCCUAAAACUGGGCCGCUCGGUCUCGUGCGAGUAUCACCUUGGUGACACCACGUGUUGUACUUCCUCGACAAGGCAGCACAUUCUGCAACCCAGAGACUGCGGAUCUACCCUCAACUCACAUCGUAAUCAUGUCAUCGCCACGUCGAGUGGUCGUGCGGCUGCGGCCAGGUACUGAUGGCAAUGCAUCCCAUGUGCCUAAACCCGGCACACAUACACAGCUAAACCCACCUACACUCUAUCUCGAGAAGAUCGGUGAUCAGUGGAUGAAAGCUCGAGGCGAGGCUCAGCCUGGUGUGAAGUACAUCCUGGAGAGUUUACCUGUGGGUUAUACAUUAUGGCAGCGUCCUCGUCCGAAAGAACCGAAGCACUCGGACAGGUACUUGUACGGGCAUCCUGACGGCAAACCCUUCGACUCACCAAACCGCUUCUACCCCCACUUCCAACAUCUGAUGGACAAUGCCGGAGACCGUAUGGGAUGCCCUUGCACAGUCUGCAACAGCAGCUCUGGUGUGCUUCCCAAGAGCUCUUCAAGCAGUAUCAAGGCGGCCCCAUCCGCGCAGUACAAAGGACGGCCCAAACUGCUUGGUGUCGGGAUGGACACCACUCGAGUAGACGAAGAAGGAACCCCAGACGUCUAUCGCAACCUCAUCAACAAGCUCCGCCGCCAGGGGGAGAUCGAUGAAACUAUUCAAGAGCCUAUGAGCCUAGACUGGCGAGCUGAGCAAGAGACUUUGCCUGGACUACUCCGAAAGCUCAAAGACAGUCCGCAAUGGGUCCCACGCGUCGGAGACAUCGUACUCUAUGUGCGAGAACUUCCCGAACACUUUCACAUCAUUCGUCACCCGAUCACAGGUGAUUACAAGAUGUAUGACGAGAAGACAAAGCUGUGGCUUGAUCACCCCACCUGGGAAGCUGGGCUGGUUGGGCAGACGCCAGCUGAGUCGAUAUCCAUCGAAGACAUCUGCGAUAACGGCGACAAGGAGAGCAAUGUCACAUACUCUGGUGUGCGUGUCGAGCCCCUGCCAGAUGUCAACAGCUUAGAUAAGUCAUUGUCGAAGCGGCACAAAUACAUACCCGUUCGGCACACCCGUCCUUUCAUCCUGUGGAAGCAACUCCUUCAUCAGGUUCCUAAGUGGCAUCCAACCAUCUUGAACGCUCAAGCGGUGACAUCGACGUUGUCACUUACCGGCAAAUACCAUUUCAAGGGCGCGUGGCCUGAAGCUUCUAUCUACUGCCGUGGCAUGUACAUCGGACACGAGAUGCUCGCAGUUGGCGACGCAGUUCGACUUUUACCAAAUAUCAACCAUGGCCAGAGGACCAGUACCGAUAUCCUCGUCAUAAAGUCGAUUCGUCUCAAGUGGUCUAACAUCGACAAUGCAUCCGAUAACGACUGGGAUGAAGGGACACCUUACAACUCUGCCGUAUGGAUCUACGGCGCAGCUUACACGAGCGACCCAGCCCGGAUGAACAAAGAGUGGCUCUCAGACGCCCACCCACCCAAGGCAGCCGAUGACUAUGGAGAGUGGUAUCCGCUUCACCAGCCCUCGAAAGAGCUUGCCAUUCCAUAUUCUCGCAUACUUGGCCGGUUAUACGAGCGUGACGCAAUGGCGCUUUGGUUGAACACCAAGUCUAACGACCUUCCUUUGCUCGACACUGGACGAGAAGGCUUGGUCGAAUCGCGUAUCUUUUCUAGACAGCAUGACAAUCGCAUCGCACGUGAGCUGGACGCGACUUGGUACUGGGGCGAUAGCCGCGCCCAAGCUCUCGACCUCCACAUCAUCAAUGGAUUAGACGUUGCGGCCCACGAUCGAUUGCGCGACCCCAAAGAGUGGCGCAAGAAGAUCAAAGUAAUGGAAGGAAUGACCCUGAAUAAAGGUGUCCCCGCUGCAAGGCCUACUGGCGGUCCUGGCCUAGCUGGACAGAACCUACGCGGGUUUAUGGCGCCUGCGUUAUCCAAUCUACCCGUCCGCUCACAACUGUCUAGAACUACUGACGCUGCAAGCACGAGUGGCAGCGUAACGGGCUCCUUGACUACCGGACAGAGCUCAGCCACCGGAGCGUCGAGGAAGCGAUCGCACAUUAUCAACCUCAGCAGCGACGAAGAGGACGAUAAAGACGAUGAAGUCAACGAAGAAAUCAAGCAGACCAUGCGAGUUGUCGAAGACAGUAGCCAGGUGCAGGCAAAGAAAGCUCGCGUCACUGUUGUCAUCGUCUGAAAACAUCAGGAGCAAACUCCAGGAUGUGAUUGGCUCUCGAGACGGAAAAGACGAGAUCGUGCACCACAACCGCGCGAUGGGAGCGUGGGACUGCACGCACGUAGGGAAGACGAAGGAGCAUGUUAGGGCAUGUAUGUUAUACCGACAGCUAUACGAUUGGCUGUGCUAUACAAUGGUACUAUGAGCGACGGAUGACGUGUUGAUACCUCUAGUUCGACUGACAGGAUAUCAUGUGUGUCAAGCUGAAGUCGACAAUGCCACACCAGGGAUGUGAUUGCAAGAAUAGACAAAACCACACCAUCAACAAAUCGAACCAU
Molecule: messenger RNA, 2544 nt
Organism: Macroventuria anomochaeta
Lineage: Eukaryota; Fungi; Ascomycota; Dothideomycetes; Pleosporales; Didymellaceae
Exons: 1
Coding region: 140-2227 (695 amino acids)
Biological process (GO): silent mating-type cassette heterochromatin formation
Cellular component (GO): rDNA heterochromatin; SHREC complex
Source: RefSeq, a predicted model, not a curated record